AUGGCUGUCACUGCAGUUCCAACAGCCUCAUUGACCGCCAUGCAACGAAGACGACGCAUGGCUGAAAAUUAUUUGGUCAUAUGGGUUGAUGGAAAUAUUGAUCCGACAAAUGAAGAUGGUCAAAAUACACUCGCACAAUUGCUUUGUGUGGUCAACGAAGUGAAUCCUUGCACCACAACUGAGGAAUGCAUUCAACAUCUCGAUGAAAAUAAAGAGAAGACAGCAUUUGUUAUUUCCUCGGGAGUACUUGGACAAUAUCUCGUACCAAACAUUCAUGAUAUACCAACAUUAGAUGCUAUUUACAUCUUUGGUAGCAACAAACAACGACAUGAAUCAUGGGCUAAAAAUUGGACGAAAAUAAAAGGUGUUCAUACAUCAAUCAAGCCUAUCUGUGAUCCAUUGCAAAUGGCUGUCAAACAAUGUAAUCAACAUAACAUAUCCGCAACCAUUAUUAGUGUCAGUGAAGGGGGUUCUAGCGAAAACGUCAAUCAGCUGGAACCUACCUUUAUGUAUUCCCAAAUACUCAAGGAAAUUCUCCUUGAUAUGAAACAUGGACAACAAGCUAUCAAUGAAUUGGUCAUGUUUUGUCAAGAAGAAUACCACGGUAGUACCAUAGACACAAAAAUUAUUGAAGAAUUCAAAUGUACUUAUCAACCAUCAAAGGCCAUUUGGUGGUAUACACGAGAAUGCUUCACUAAAAAUCAAGAUGUACCACUCGAUUUUGCUAAAGAUGCUUUAGAACCAACCGAUUGGCAUUAA
Messenger RNA from Rotaria sp. Silwood1, 759 nucleotides. The record is from the annotation of a GenBank genome assembly. Lineage: Eukaryota; Metazoa; Rotifera; Eurotatoria; Philodinida; Philodinidae.